AAAGACAUCACAUACCAAAACUUGUUUAAACACAAUUUAUUGUACUAGAUUGAUUGCUUAUGUUACAAGAACCUAUUUUUCAGUAAAAAAAAAAAACAAAUAGUACUACAUUUUUGUGUUUAACCACAACACAAUUAUUGUUUUUCACGCAAACUACAAUACUACUUUAUCUUCUCUUCUCUUCUCCAAGUACGAGGUCCACUGUAUUUGUAUCCUUCUGUCUCUACUUUCACUUUCUUAAUCUCUUCUGUUUCACCUCAAAUCUACUAAUUGGGGAAUUUGUUCUGCUGAAAUAGGCGGUCUUUCGAAGGCUUCUUUUCAUUAAAGUUAACAAGUUAGCAGCUUUCAAAUAUUUAAAUGGGGAAUUGCUUGGCUAAGUCUCGGGAUAGGGAUAAUGAUUCUGAUCAACAUGUGGAGUUUGCUGCCGGGAAUGUGGCACUUAUUACCACCAAAGAAGCUUGGGACCAAAAGUUGGAAGAAGCAAAGAAGGAUGGCAAAAUUGUGAUCGCAAAUUUCAGCGCAGUGUGGUGCGGGCCUUGCAAGGUGAUUGCGCCAUAUUACUGCGAAAUGUCUGAGAAAUACACAUCUAUGAUGUUCCUAUUGGUUGAUGUGGAUGAACUAACUGACUUCAGCACUUCAUGGGACAUCAAAGCCACACCAACUUUCUUCUUUCUUAAAGAUGGACAACAACUUGACAAACUUGUUGGAGCCAACAAGCCAGAGCUUGAGAAGAAGCUUGUUGCCAUUGCUGAUUCAGUUCCUCAGAAUAAGCAGUGACUUGUUUUUAUUCAUGUUUGUAGAUGCUACGGCUUUUCUUCCCUCACAAAUCGCGAAUUCUUGACCAUGACAUGAGUGCUUCUAAAUGUUUUGCCGUGAGUGUCUUUGAAUUAUUUUUUUCCUUGGAUGUAAAUAUAAAACAUUUCACAUGAAUGUCUCUGAUUCAAAGUUAUGUUGUAGUUAAAAAAGCAUGCUGUGCAAAUAUAGAAUUUGUUCUGCAUUAUUGUCUAAGAAAAAGUGGUGGUUACAUGGAAUCAAUAGACUUAUGAUUUAAGUGGUAAAGAGUUUGAUUCUUUUGUGUAAGAUGUGUUUUGCACUACCCUUGAAUAUGGUGGUUACAUUUUUUAUCAUUUUUUUCUUUA
This is a messenger RNA of Medicago truncatula (barrel medic), 1139 nucleotides long. NCBI's taxonomy places the organism in Eukaryota, Viridiplantae, Streptophyta, Magnoliopsida, Fabales, Fabaceae. The record is from RefSeq and is a predicted model, not a curated record.